AUGUUUUCAGAAGAAGAAUUGCUCAGCAGAAUUGAGGAGCUAGAACUCACCAUUGACGAAAUAAGAGAUGAACAUGAACUCCAACUGGAGAAAAUAACGAAACAGCUGAAAGAAGAGGAAAAUAUAAGAAAAUAUGAGCUCAUCGAAAAGAAGAUCCACCGAGUAGCGAUGAUUUGUGAGAAAAAUAGGCAAGAUUACUGUCAGGCAAGAGAAAGCUACACACAAGAAAGAAAACGCGCAGAAGAGCUAGGCAAUCUUCUUUCUUUCAAAAUUAAAGAUCAAAAGAUCAAGGAGAAAGGAAGCUACAAGAUGUCCGAUUUCAAAUUCGUGUUCCAAAUGCUCAAGCAUUUGAGGGGGAAUCAAUGUUUUUCACCCGUUAAUAUUUCACAUGCGCUCGGAAUGGUGAUGCUUGGCACCACGGACGAGACCAGAGACGAGUUGGCAACUGUUCUCGGUCGAGGCGAUCAUGCUCAGACGCAUUCAGUCCUACAGAAGGCUCUUGACUCGAUGAAAUCUAAAGAAGUGGCUAACGUUGCUGCCAAACUCUUUAUCCAGCGAGGAUUUGAAGUCAAAACGCCAUUCCAAGACGCAUGCCUCGAAAAAUACGGUGCCGGAGCUGAGAAAGUCGAUUUCGCCGACCCAGAAGCAUCAGUUGGAACAAUUAACAAAUGGGUCGCUGGGGAGACAAAAGAAAUGAUCAAAGAUUUGCUUUCUGCUUCUGACGUCGAUGCGAACACCAUGAUUGCACUUUGCUCCGCUCUUCACUUCAAGGGAUCUUGGGAGAAUCCCUUCGAUGCUCCUUUUGAAGAUGACUUCCAUCUCUCUGAGAGCGAAACAGUUAAGACUCAGCUGAUGCAGAAAAAGCAUAAAUUUGCGUUCAACUACUCCGGAGAACUGGAAGCGCAAGUCGUCGAGCUUCCAUAUUCAAAUGGAGCUUCAAUGCUUCUCGUCGUCCCACAAUACAUUGGUGGACUCGACGGAAUCGAAGCAAAGAUCACUCCCGAAGUCGUCGAUGAUCUUGUCAAAAAUCUCGACAGAUCUGGCGGAGAUGAAGUUCUGGUGAAAAUGCCAAAGUUCGAGCUUGAAGUUGGCAUGAACUUGAAGGACACUCUUGAGAAAUGCGGACUCACGCGAAUCUUCAACCCCGAGGUGAACCCACUUUCUGAAAUGACGCACGCGGGACUUCACAUUGGCGCCGCCGUUCACAAAGUUAAAAUCAUCGUCGACGAGCAAGGAACAGAAGCUGCUGCUGCCACUGGGAUGAUCGGCAUGAUGAGAAUGAUGCCGAUGAUGCCAAUCCUAAUCGAAGCCAACAAACCAUUCCUAUUUUUCAUCCGAUACGAAGGAGAGACCGUUUUUGCUGGACGAUUCUCCUCGCCUAAUUAG
Oikopleura dioica is the source of this 1386-nucleotide messenger RNA. The record is from the annotation of a GenBank genome assembly. Lineage: Eukaryota; Metazoa; Chordata; Appendicularia; Copelata; Oikopleuridae.